Oncorhynchus kisutch (coho salmon) is the source of this 7692-nucleotide messenger RNA. RefSeq names its product insulin receptor. Gene Ontology annotation, cellular component: axon; insulin receptor complex; plasma membrane. Lineage: Eukaryota; Metazoa; Chordata; Actinopteri; Salmoniformes; Salmonidae. Gene Ontology annotation, biological process: multicellular organism development; glucose homeostasis; protein autophosphorylation. Gene Ontology annotation, molecular function: ATP binding; phosphatidylinositol 3-kinase binding; insulin receptor substrate binding. The coding region runs from base 1169 to 5371 and encodes 1400 amino acids. The transcript has 24 exons. The record is from RefSeq and is a predicted model, not a curated record.
UCCGUAUUUCCCCUUCGCCCCAUCUGGCUCAUUUACAGGUUAUGUUUACUACUGGCGAAGGAGAGGCACAGAGAAGGGGAUCCUAAGGGACUGAACAAUUUAGGCCUACCUCUAUCGUAGAGUAAAAUAUCGACAUUAUAUUUUGAUGUUCUCGUUGUGCAAUAACCGUGUGGUCAUUUUGGAAGGAGAUAUCCAUCAGAGGUUAAGUCACCCGAAACGCCUUUUAUUAUGAAGAAAAAUAGCAACUGACUAACGAAAGAGCAACAGCGAAGUCUGACAGUUGACUGGAAUCGAGUUUGCGGUUUGAUAUUCCCCCCUCCCCCCGAUUCAGAUUAGUUUUAUAUUACUUGAAGUUGUAAACGACAUAGUAAUCGUUAGUAUUUUUGCGUUCAUGCAAGAAGAUAUGUUUGUGAGAGACAGCAGGCAUGAGUAGUGAGUGACCCGUGGGUUUCGUUGCUGUACGCCACGCUUGCUUUGCAUGAACCUGAAGUUGUCAAAAAGCGAAGCUACAGAAUUCAAGGACUGUGUUGCACUUUUACAAGCUGCGCUUUAGGUGUUCUUUCAAUGCACGGGAAUAUAACAUGUAUUUAGUAACUAGAUACAUCCAUAGCGAGUGUUACCGGAAGCGUAAUUCAAUUGAGAGUUGAUAGCUUUCAAAUCGCAUCAAACUUUGUGGCCUCCUGCCCAUUCAGCUAACGGUACCGUUAGCCAGCAGCUAGCUAACGUUUACUCCCCCUUUUCCUCUGCGACGCUAGAGACGCUGCGGAUUGUAUCAAAAACACUUGAAAAGAAGACUCAAUGCGAUGCCAUUUAUUGCAAAGUGAGACUUUAACCUUUUGUUUAGCCACAAUGAUUCUCACGGUUGCGUUUGUUUGUGGCGAUUUUGAAUAUCCCUCGGACCUGUGCAGUUAACUAGCUGAAGCUAACCAGUAAGUUAGCUCGCUAACUAGCUAAGUUAGCUAGUAGUGAACACGUUGGACCCUCCGCCCAUUUUUCCGGGAUGAGCGUUUUUAUAUAUUUUCUGUUUACCUGUGGUUUAACUAACAAACCAAAACGACAGCUACACCUUGCCAGCUAAUUUUAAUCGAGUUGACUCGGAUUCUUCCCCGGACAGUUACUGUCUACUGUGUUUUUUAGUCGGUCUGAUAUUGACUAGAGUUGAGUCAAUAUGUGUCCGCGGACUUUCCUUGUGUUUUUGGUGACUGCUGUCUACGUAUGGAAUUGUCAGCAAACAAAUGGAGAAAGUACAGAAAUCUCCAAUGGGAUCUGCUCCAGUAAGGACAUCCGGAACAACGUGACCAACCUGCGCUCCCUGGAGAACUGCACGGUCAUCGAGGGCCACCUGAAAAUCAUCCUCAUGUUCAAGACCAAGCCUGAGGACUUCAGGGGUGUCAGUUACCCAAAACUGACCGUGGUCACAGACUUUCUGCUCCUGUUCAGGGUCUACGGUAUGGAGUCUCUCAAAGACCUCUUCCCCAACCUCACCGUGAUACGAGGAAACAACUUGUUCUUCAACUACGCUCUGGUCUUCUUUGAAAUGCUGCAGCUCAGGGAUAUCGGUCUCCAUAGCCUGAUGAACAUCACACGAGGAGCGGUGAGGAUCGAGAAGAACCCGGACCUCUGCUACCUCUCCACCCUGGACUGGUCCAAGAUCCUGGAUACGGUGGAGGACAACUAUAUUGUGUCAAAUAAGAAUGACAGGGAGUGCGGGGAUGUGUGUCCUGGGGCGCUGGCCAAGGGGAAGGCUACCUGUCAACAGACCACCAUCAAUGGGAACUUCAACGAACGUUGCUGGACGCACAAGCACUGCCAGAGAAUGUGUCCCACCAGCUGUAAGCACCGGGCCUGUACCAGAGACCACCAAUGUUGCCAUGAACAGUGUCUGGGAGGCUGCUCUGAGCCCCACAACAGCAGCAGCUGUGUUGCCUGCAAGAACCUCCAGCACCAGGAGGCCUGUGUGGACCGCUGCCCGCAGGGAUACUACACCUACAGGGGCUGGCGCUGCGUCCCCUUCUCCUUCUGCCAGGACCUCCACAACAAGUGUCAGCAGAGCAAGAACAGCGACUGCCACCAGUUCGUCAUCCACAAUGGAGCCUGUAUACCAGAGUGCCCCUCCGGGUAUACUACUGUAAACUCCUCCACGUUGGUCUGUACUCCGUGUGCUGGGCUAUGUCCUAAGGUGUGUAUGGGCCUGAAAAUGGUGGACUCUGUGACAGCAGCCCAGGCUCUGAGAGGAUGCACCGUGCUCAACGGCAGCAUGGAUAUCAACCUUAGAGGAGGAAAUAACAUAGCAGCAGAGCUGGAGGCUAACCUUGGACAGCUGGAGGAGAUUACAGGCUUCCUGAAGGUCCGGCGCUCCUACGCUCUCGUCUCGCUCUCUUUCCUCCGCAACCUACGGGUCAUCAGAGGGGACACACUGAUGGACGGGGGCUACUCGUUCUACGCACAUGACAACCAGAACCUGCGUCAGCUGUGGGACUGGACCCAACACAACCUGAGCAUCCUGCAGGGACGCAUGUUCUUUCAACUCAAUGCUAAGCUCUGCAUGUCAGAGAUACGCAAGAUGGAGGAGGUGACGGGCACCAUGGACAGGCAUACCAAGAACAACAUCGUAUCGAAGACCAACGGAGACCAGGCCUCCUGUGAGAACCAGGAGUUAAGGUUCACUCAUACGCGUGCUACACAUGAUAAGAUCAUGAUCAAGUGGGAACCGUUCUGGCCUCCCGACUUCAGAGACCUGCUGGGCUUCAUGGUCUUCUACAAGGAAGCGCCUUACCCCAACGUGACAGAGUUUGAUGGCCAGGAUGCGUGUGGUUCCAACUGGGUGAUCAUUGACCUGGACCCCCCGGCCCGGGCAACAGAAGGAAACGCACAACAGGAGCCAGGUACCUUGAUCUUGGCUUUAAAGCCCUGGACGCAGUACGCCAUCAUGGUCAAGACCCAGCUCUCUGCCUCUGAUGAACACCAGGUCCUCGGGGCCAAGAGCAAGAUCACCUACGUCAGGACAGAUGCCACCAAGCCCUCGGUGCCCCUGGACCCCAUCUCCUCCUCCAACUCUUCCUCUCAGAUCCUCCUGAAGUGGAAACCUCCCACGGAUCCCAACGGGAACAUCACUCACUACCUGGUGUACUGUCAGCAGCAGCCCGAGGCCAGCGAACUCUACAAGUUCGAUUACUGUCAGAAAGGUAUGAAGCUGCCUUCGCGGGUGCCCACCCAGGUCGACAGUGACGAAGAGGCUAAGUGGAACCAGACUGAGGAUGAGGGUCAGGGUGGCCGCUGUUGUGCCUGUCCCAAAACAGAGAAACAACUGAAGAAAGAGGCUGAGGACUCAGAGUACCGCAAGACCUUUGAGAACUACAUCCACAAUGAGGUCUUCCUGCUCAAAUCAACCAGACAGCGCCGCUCAGCCAUGGGUGUAGCUAAUGAGACGCAGCCUGCGUUCGUGACAAAGCCCCCCACCCUUCCAGAAGGUUACUCCACCAGCGGCCCAGACGAUGAUGAGGAUGGUGCGGAGAGCACUAAGAUCCAGCUGACUGUGUUCUCCAAGGAGUCCACGGUCAUCUCCGGCCUCCGACACUUCACCUCGUACCAGAUCGAUGUGUUGGCCUGCAACCACCCCACAAACCCGUCACGCUGCAGUAUGGCAGCCUUCGUCUCAGCUCGCACCAUGCCUGAGGACAAAGCAGAUGACAUCGUGGGCCCCAUCAGCUAUGAUGUGUCUGAGUACUCUGUUCAAAUCAAAUGGCUGGAGCCUAAAGCUCCCAAUGGAAUGAUCAUCCUGUACGAAGUCAACUACAAGAGACUGGGAGACACAGAGGAGUUGCACCACUGUGUGUCCAGGAAGAUGUACCAGCAGUCCGAGGGCUGUAGGCUGAGAGUGGUGCACCCUGGGAACUACACUGUGAGGAUCCGAGCCACGUCGCUGGCAGGAAACGGCUCCUGGACCGACCCCACACACUUCUACGUACAGGACCUCCGGGUGGACCCAUCCAACCUAUUGAUUAUCAUUGGUCCAGUCAUCUUCAUAGUUCUACUGAUACUGGUGGCAGCGGGAGGAUUCGUCAUGUUCAGGAAGAAGCAAACCCAGGGCCCCUCUGGACCCCUCUACACCUCUUCUAACCCAGAGUACCUCAGUGCUGCUGACAUGUACGAGCCAGAUGACUGGGAGGUGGGCAGGGAUAAGAUUAACAUCCUACGAGAGCUGGGUCAGGGCUCGUUCGGCAUGGUCUACGAGGGCAUCGCCAAGGACAUCGUGAAGGGAGAGCCAGAGACGCAUGUGGCAGUGAAGACGGUCAACGAGUCGGCCAGUCUGAGAGAGAGGAUAGAGUUCCUCAACGAGGCCUCCGUCAUGAAGGGCUUCACCUGUCACCAUGUGGUGCGUCUGAUGGGUGUGGUCUCUAAGGGCCAGCCCACUCUAGUUGUCAUGGAGCUGAUGACCCAUGGCGACCUGAAGAGCUACCUGCGCUGCCUCCGCCCCGACUCUGAGAAUAACCCUACUGGGAGCCCGCCCCCCACGCUGAGGGAGAUGGUCCAGAUGACAGCAGAGAUAGCAGACGGCAUGGCCUACCUCAACGCCAAGAAGUUUGUCCACAGAGACCUGGCCGCUAGGAACUGCAUGGUGGCGCAGGACUUCACUGUCAAGAUAGGAGACUUUGGUAUGACCAGAGACAUCUAUGAGACGGACUACUACCGUAAGGGAGGGAAGGGUCUUCUUCCUGUCCGCUGGAUGGCUCCUGAGUCUCUAAAGGAUGGAGUGUUCACCGCACACUCUGACUGCUGGUCAUUUGGGGUGGUGUUGUGGGAGAUCAGUACCCUAGCAGAGCAGCCGUACCAGGGCCUGUCUAACGAGCAGGUCCUGAAGUUCGUCAUGGAUGGAGGAUAUCUGGACCGACCAGACAACUGUGCUGACCGGCUACACAAUCUGAUGUCAAUGUGCUGGCAGUACAACCCCAAGCUGCGUCCCAGCUUCCAGGAGAUCAUUGAGAUGCUCCACAAGGACCUUCACCAGUCCUUCCAGGAGGUCUCCUUCUACUAUAGCCAGGAGAACAAGCCUCCGGAGCAGGAGGACUUUGACCUGGACAUGGACAACAUGGAGAGCAUUCCCCUCGACCCAUCCUCUUACUCCCAGAGAGGGGACCACAGUUCCUCUUACUCCCAGAGAGGGGACCACAGUUCCUCUUACUCCCAGAGAGGGGACCACAGUUCCUCCUACUCCCAGAGAGGGGACCACAGCUCUGAGCGGGACGAGGCGGGUUCGUCACUGGGGUUGAGACAAAACAACUACGAGGAACACAUCCCGUACACACACAUGAACGGGGGAAAGACUAACGGACAACAGACACUAGCCCUCCCUCGGUCUAGUCCCUCCUAACAGAACAUUUAAAUGGGGGUAAGGGUCUAGUCCAGGGGUUUGCAACUCCAGUCCUCUGGGGCCUGAUUGGUGUCAUACUUUUUCUCCAUCCUAUCAAACACAGCUGAUUAAUCAAAUUGCGUUCUAAACUGAAGAUCAUGAUUCGUUGAUUAUUGGAGUCAGGUGUGUUAGCUGGGGCAAAACUUUGACACCUAUCAGGCCCACGAGGACUGGAAUUGCCCACCCUCGGUCUAGUCCCUCCUAACAGAACAUUAUAUUGGGUAAGGGUCUAGUCCCUCCUAACAGAACAUUAUAUGGGGUAAGGGUCUAUCUAGUCCCACCUAACAGAACAUUAUAUGGGGUAAGGGUCUAUCUAGUCCCACCUAACAGAACAUUAUAUUGGGGUACGGAUCUAGUCCCCCUAACAGAACAUUUAAAUGGGGUACGGGUCUAGUCCCCCUAACAGAACAUUUAAAUGGGGUAAGGGUCUAGUCCCUCCUAACAGAACAUUAUAUUGGGUAAGGGUCUAGUCCCUCCUAACAGAACAUUAUAUUGGGUAAGGGUCUAGUCCCCCUAACAGAACAUUAUAUUGGGUAAGGGUCUAGUCCCUCCUAACAGAACAUUAUAUUGGGUAAGGGUCUAGUCCCUCCUAACAGAACAUUAUAUUGGGUAAGGAUCUAGUCCCUCCUAACAGAACAUUAUAUUGGGUAAGGGUCUAGUCCCUCCUAACAGAACAUUAUAUUGGGUAAGGGUCUAGUCCCUCCUAACAGAACAUUUAAAUGGGGUAAGGGUCUAGUCCCUCCUAACAGAACAUUAUAUUGGGUAAGGGUCUAGUCCCUCCUAACAGAACAUUAUCCCCAUGUCUUUCUCUCACACAGAUGAAUUGAUAUGAAUAUAGUUUUGUUGUUUUGUAUAGAUGAUCACUUUUUUCACUUGUUCAGAGGCCUCCUGGAAGUACACAUCUCAAGGACAUUGUUGCUCUCUGUUGUCAAGAUGCCACCCUCAUUUCACUACAGUAUGUAGCCAUGUUGUCCAAUGUCAACCAGGAGAGAACAUACAACCAACCACACGUACACUUUUUGUAUUCAAGAAAGACGAACCUCCCUCUCUACUGCUUCUCUCUUGUCCUCAAUCUUUUUUUUUCCUUUUUUUAAUAUUGCCAAGUUUCCACGAAUGUGUGGCGGAGGUAGAAAUCAACUGUGAAAAUAAUUAAACUUUGGGUCAACCUGAAGGCUGCUAACCCCAGGACUUUCCAGACUGUCCCUUCCCCAAGCUGAGGCUCUCUCCCUGGGCAGCUCAGCCCUCGCUGGGUCCCUAGGUCUCCCUGGGCCAUGGAGGUCCCCCAUGGUGUCGCUCAGUGUAAAAGUGCCCUUUUAUCUCUGUCUGUAACCUGCAUCUUAUGUCACGGAGCUGUGUGUCUGUCUGUGACCUGCAUCUAAUGUCAUGGAGCUGUGUGUCUGUCUGUGACCUGCAUCGAAUGUCAUGGAGCUGUGUCUGUCUGUGACCUGCAUCGAAUGUCAUGGAGCUGUGUCUGUCUGUGACCUGCAUCUAAUGUCAUGGAGCUGUGUGUCUGUCUGUGACCUGCAUCUAAUGUCAUGGAGCUGUGUGUCUGUCUGUGACCUGCAUCGAAUGUCAUGGAGCUGUGUCUGUCUGUGACCUGCAUCGAAUGUCAUGGAGCUGUGUCUCUGUCUCUUUGUACUCUCAAGUUGUCAAGGAACGACAGACUUUCUGAGACUUGAGAACUAGCUAACUUUUGGAUUGAUGAAUAUGUGUCAAAUCCAUUUUCGAAUCUUCGAACAAACUUUAUCGAUCCACUGGAGAAGCUUGUUGUCAUCUCUCCUCACACUCUGCAGUAUUACAAACAUCACAAAGAAUUAACAUAUUUCUUUGGUUAUAUUUUUUUUAUUUAUUUAGGUUUCAUUUUCUCAUUUUGAGUUUUCACAUUUACAGCUGAAGGAUAUUUAAAAAAUCUGAGGGGGGGGGAAAAAACAUUUUUACAAAAAAAAGAGUUCCUCAGAUGACCAAUAGAUGCUUCUUUUGGUAUAUUUUAGUGGGUAUAGAAAAUAUAAAUAUAUAUAAAUAUAUUAUUGAUGGUUUUUUUCUACAUAGUUGUUGACAUUGUGUUUCAUGAGGUAUUUCCGGUCUGUUUACAUGUUUGUCUUUUAUGUUUAUUGUUUCUAAUCCAGAAAUCAUACUAAUAAUCAUUUGGACUUGUGAUCGACCAGCAGCACUUGGUCUUUCCUCUCUGUAUCAGAUGCACAGUAGGAGGAGGAGGAGCUUGGCCCGUUGAUAUCAAACUGUCUGCUCUAGAUAAAUAAAGCAGUGUGGUGCAACAUGACAAC